AUGAAGGACCACAGCAUGGCGCGCAUGCAGGAGCUCUUGAGCAGCUAUUACGGACUACAAAAUCAGGAGAGUACACAGGAACAAAAACGCAAUAUCGAUUCACCCGGAUUUGAUACCAAGAUCUACGUUAAGGAGCUACUAGAAACCUGUGGACUUAACGACCUGCUCAUAGCAGACAACCAGCUGAUCAGCGAGAUCAAGGAGCUGGACACCAACAUGCAGAUGCUCGUGUAUGAGAAUUAUAACAAAUUUAUUAGCGCCACAGACGCAAUUCGCAGGAUGAAGAACAAUGUAGCGAGCAUGGAGGACGAAGCAAGGCGUGUGGUCAAGAGCAUGGAUGUCAUUACGGCUAAGAGCGAGCAUAUCAAUGUGGCCUUGGCGCCUCAUCGCUCCAAAGUUGAAAAACUGAUUGGCGUGCGGCGGUUGCUGAAGAGAUUUGAGUUCAUCUUUGAGCUGCCUCAGAGACUUAAAACUGCUGUGAAGCAGAAAGAGUACAACAAUGCUACCAAGUAUUAUCUGCUUGCACGCCGGAUACUGAGGAGAUAUGAGCACGUUUCAUCAUUUAAGGCGAUUCAAGUGGAAGCCGAGAAAAUUAUUGAGCAACUUGAACUAUUGCUCAAGAAUCGAAUGUUUGACACAACUCUUGAGUCAGAGAAGCUUUGUGAAACGGUGGUACUUCUGCAUCAACUGGAUGCUUGUAACGACGAGAUCCGAGACCAGUUUCUGAAAUGGCACAAAGCAUACUUUGAGCGUGCAGUGACAUUGUUCAAGUCUCAAGGCAAGGCGGCCACGGUGCUGGAUUUCCUCCAAAGAUUCAAUGCGGAUGUCUUAUCGAAGAUGGGUCGAGUGUUUUUAGUGUACAAAACCCACUUGAUGCCCCAAGUUGUCACGCGCGAAAAGUUGUCGACAUCACGCAAGCCCUCCGAUACGACUCGAGACGAUUUGCUCCUAAAUUUUGUGAAUGAGCUGUUUGCACUGUAUCGGAAACAGUGUAUCAUGCAGUUUCGCCGUUUGCACACGGAAUAUGGCUCGACGGAUGAAGUCCUUGAUAUGCUGCAGGACGAAGACCUCUCCUCAGACAUUGUCGAAAGUGAGUACUUCGUGUUCAUGCACGUAAUGAAGCACUUUGUCUCGCAGGUGAAAAUUGUAGACCGAAGCAUUCCAAUGUAUGGGCUAGCCGAAAAUGCCACUGGAAUUGUGGAAGGCUGCGUGCAGUUCCAGAUUAAAAGUGUUUUUCGAAAAGUGCACGGGGAUACUGGGACGCUCUUUGUUACUUUUUACAAAGAUGUGUGUGAUUUGGGGCGAAACUCGCGCGAUGGUGGAGAGAGCGUUUUAUCUUUAGCGCAGAAGUCAGCGAGGGCAUUCAAUGAUAUCGUGCAGAAAGUACUGCAGCAAAUGGAGCCUAUGAUGCAAGCAGGUUUCUCGAUUCUUCCCGAGUUAAGUCGACUCUUCUCCGACUUAAUACAGGGCCAAUUUUACGAUUUUCUUAUAUGGUUUAACGCCUCGGUGCUCCGAUACGCAGAGCCCAAGCGUGCAUUUACUCCACCAGAUCGGCCGCUUACAACUAGACCCGAGGAACAAGAUAGUGCAACACUUCCGUGGCUGGAGCCUACUCCGCAGUUCUUGCUAUUCCUAGCGUGUAUGUGUCAAGAGUUGUCAGCUGAGGGUAUUGGUGAACGCGUACGCGAUCUUAUUGAGCGUUUGUCAGUACCCUCGUUUCCAUCAAAACAUCCCGACAUUGAACGAAGUCGCAGCAGUCAAAUUAACGAGCAGGACAUGAUGCAUAUGAUCGAAGUGACUCGCGAAUCUUCUGCAGAGCUACUGCAGCACGUCGCAAAGCAGUAUGGGGACCAGCUGUGUACCAUAAUUCAUACUGGGGUGACUGCUACGUCAUGGGCGGACAUGAACGAGGAGCCAAGAAGUGUGCAGGAAAUGAUGGCCGCGGUUGUAGAGACCACUUUUCGAUUCGGGAAGGAAAUUGCUGUGGCGCUCGGCGAUGAGAAUAGCAUAUUUAUUGGAAUCAACAGUCGUGCAGCAAGUCGUGACUUUCGCCGGCGUGUCAGUGCGCUGCGGUCUCGCAAUGCAGGGGUUGCAUCAGCAACGUCAGGCAUGCAACUUGACGUGGAUCGGAUGUUUGCCCGUAAAAUCCAUGUUUUUCCAACCCAGCUCGAACUCACUGCAGAUGCGUUCGUUCAGACCAUGCUUAAAAUGUGCGUUAAAGCCUUCAGCGAAUGGGUGCGGUUGUUGGAGCUGUCAAAGUUCGGCUUACAGCAGAUACAAUUGGAUGCUGAAUUUUUGUGCAGUAUGCUGAUGCAUAUGGUGGUGGCUGGCGAGGAAGUGGAGAGUCUUUUGUCUGACCUACUUUCGAACGCACGUGCUCGAGCUGUUGAAGACGUGCUGAUGGAUCGUAGCAACGUGGUUGCCAUUGUGAGCACCAAGAGCACCCAAGUUUUGUCACGCCGAUGA
Molecule: messenger RNA, 2466 nt
Organism: Peronospora farinosa
Lineage: Eukaryota; Oomycota; Peronosporomycetes; Peronosporales; Peronosporaceae
Source: the annotation of a GenBank genome assembly